AUGGUCUUCAUGAAGAGAUUGAAAAAUGGUCUUCUGGAACAAGAAGAUGCAAGCCAUGAUACAUGGGUGUUUCCAGAGAGGUUCACUGAGAGCAUUCAGUUGGAUAGGAAGGAAGACUUUGAAGCUACUGGAAGUUCAGCCUGCUGUAAUUUACCCUCAGCCCAGAAUGCCUCUGUUGAACAUCCGAACAGGGAAACAGCUGAUCAUCAAAGGAGUAAGCAAGAGGUUUUCACAUUUUCAUCAAAACCUCGAUCAGCUCCUUUCGGAAAGUCUCCCAAUAUAUCACCAGAAAGUUGCAUUUUCCCACUGGAACUGGAGCUCAACAGUAACGCAGAACAUGAGCCAACCAAAAGUGAAGAUAGCUUUGAAGGAGCUGACAGCAGUGAGGAGAAGUAUGACAGGAAAAAGUACCAGUCAAAUAGACUGAGUUCAUCUGAACUACAGACGCUGGCCAGCAUGAAGAGACAACAAAAUGAAGAAUUAUGGGAUGCUGGGAUUUCCCAUGGGCUGAGCGCCACACAGAUCAAUUGCUGCAAUGUCAGCCUAAGUAUAAGCAGUGAUGAUGAUACAGCAGCCUGGAACUCUUGUUUCCCACCACCCGUCAGUCAGGAGCAUCACUAUCAGAAAGAAAUGAGCCCACUUUCUCAUUCCAGCCCACGGGACUUGUUAAAUGUGUUCAGUCCCCCUGUCAUUCCUGGAAGCCAACAACUAGAAGAGAAUACUAAAUCUUCAGCAAAACAGAGAACUCCAGAUACUCAAAAAACCCCACUGUACUGAAGCGAUCAUUCUUCCAAGAAAUAAGAGAGAAGCACAAAGCCAUUCCAUGACCUGCCCUCCCCAAACAGGACAUUUUGGAUUUUUUCUGAGCUACUGGACACCCCUCUCUAUGAAAGCAGCAGAGAAGCUGCAGUGCUGUGUGAUAAAGGCCUGUCAGAUUAGAUCAUCCCCAUCAAACAUCAGAAUCUGGGAAUUUUCCUAGAUACCUUGGUUUAAAAAAAUCCUGAUGGACCAUGGUAACUGGAUGGUUUGGAGUAUCAUUUUUGAAAGAGGUGCUAAAUAAAUUGUGUCCUGUGAUAUAUCUUGAGGACCUUGGGAAAAACUUUUUUUCCGUAUUCAUUUCACUUGAGGUCAGUUAUUUGUGUGGCAAAAGAGCUGGUUCAUUGCAGACAGUGACAUACCAGAGCUGAACAACAAACUGAAUGCUCAAAUCCAUGCCAAAAAAAUUCUGCUGCUCUGCUCAGCCUCACCUUUUUUUGAUUUUUUUAAUACCACAUAAGAUAAUUACUUCAUUCUCAUGUUGGGAAGUGUCCCAGGAUUAUUUACUCUGUCUGUGCAGUUUUCCAGUGUUCCAAGUAUCACAAGAUAACAAAAUCAUAUAAACAGCCCUGAAAAUAUGCAAUGAGUCAUCAUGUAUUCCAGACAAUUUUAUCUAAAAGUAUCCUUAAAGAAAAAUAGUAUUGCAUUAGUAAACUAAUAAAGAUUGGUCAAUUCUUAUAUUUUAAAAAAUCUUUAAGUUGAGGCUUAACUUUGGGGGGGAAAGUGAUUCCUUUCUAAGAAAGGUUUUCACUCUGUAGUUCAUUUCUCAACAUUUGCACCAUCCAUUAGUUAAAAGGUGAGAUGCAAUGAGAAGUAGUCUUCUAUUCAACAGGCUUCCCAAUACAAUAAGAGGAAAAUUUAGACUCAUAAAUAUGAUAAAUUUCCAUAGAUUUUUCCAUUCAUGGGCACUGAUGUUUCUGAGGUAUAUACAGUUUUGUUGAUCUUGACAUAGCAAGACAAUCUCCACAUUAAGUGACAGUGACAAAGCUAUGAAUGUUCUGAAACUUACUUUAUGGUAUCUUGGCCUUAAGACCAAGGGAUAAGGUUAUAAAAACUCUAGGAACCACACAGUCUUCUUUUUUGGGCCACAGCUGCUGACAGUAUUCAUAUGGUAACCCUGCAGUACAUAAUUACAGGAUAGAUUUGAGCACUGUAGUUCAAGGAUCACCUUGGAGAAAAUAUCAGCAGUGUUCUCUCCACCACACCAUCUGCUGAGAGCUGAUCCAGGGCAUUCGACUCCCAUCAGAGUCAGAAUAUGAUCCAUGUACCUUAAAGUGAGGUUUGCUACAAGAUGUUUUCUAAUAUUAAAAUCUAGAAUAUGAUAAAAGUAUAUUCCUGUGAAAAGGGAAACUAUUUAUUUUAGUUCUCCAGACUGUGCUGACUAUGAAAACACCGUUGACAUAAUCCAAAUAACACCACAGUUAUUUGUACAUUCAUUUCUGAGUUCAGAAAAAGCUGCUACAUGCCUGCCUGUUCUUUGUUAUCUGGGUUUAGACAUCUUGAUCAAGUCU
This is a messenger RNA of Motacilla alba alba, 2327 nucleotides long. RefSeq names its product protein CFAP20DC-like. Bases 1 to 777 code for a protein of 258 amino acids. The record is from RefSeq and is a predicted model, not a curated record. The transcript is spliced from 6 exons. NCBI's taxonomy places the organism in Eukaryota, Metazoa, Chordata, Aves, Passeriformes, Motacillidae.